AUGAGUGAAACUGCUGGAUCUAAAUUCCAAGGACUCGGUAAAAAAAUUAUCCAUAAAUUCACCACAAAGGAUGGCUUACUAGGUGAUUAUGAUUACGCCUAUUUGUUUACUCCCAAAAUCCCUUUCAUGAAAGGUGAAGCAAAAAUUCAACCAUUUUUCAGUCUAGAUUCUCAUAUGCCUGUUAUUUUAGCCUUGAUCUUGGGUUUACAACACGCUUUGUCCAUGUUGGCUGGUGUUGUUACUCCUCCUUUAAUUAUUAGUGGUGUCGCAAAUUUACCUGAAGAUGUCUCCCAGUAUUUAGUCUCCAGUGCUCUUAUCAUUUCCGGUAUUUUAUCCUCAAUUCAAAUCACAAGAUUCCACAUUUACAAAACUCCUUACUAUGUUGGUACUGGUUUAUUAUCAGUUGUUGGUACUUCUUUCGCUACAAUCACCAUUGUCUCAAAAGCCAUCCCAAUGAUGUAUGCAAAUGGUGAAUGUCCUGUUGAUGCCGAAGGAAACAGUUUGCCUUGUCCUGAUGGUUAUGGUGCUAUUCUUGGUACUGCAAUUGUCUGUUCAUUGCUUGAAAUUGCCCUAUCUUUCAUGCCCGCAAAAAUCCUACAAAAAGUUUUCCCUCCAAUCGUCACUGGUCCUGUUGUCUUAUUAAUUGGUUUGUCCUUAAUCGAAUCAGGUUUCAAAAACUGGAUCGGUGGUAGUUCCUGUGUCGACAGUAUUUGUCCUUCGGAAUCUGCUCCUCAUCCUUUGCCUUAUGGUUCUGCUGAAUUUGUUGGUUUGGGUUUCCUUGUUUACGUUACCAUCAUCAUCUGUGAAAAAUGGGGUUCUCCAAUCAUGAGAUCUUGUGCUGUCAUUUGCGGUUUAUUAGUCGGUUGUAUCGUCGCUGCUGCCUGCAACUAUUUCGACAGAUCUGGUAUCGAUGCUGCUCCAGUUGCCACUUUCAUCUGGGUUCACACCUUCAAAUUAACUAUUUAUGGUCCUGCUGUCUUGCCAAUGUUAGCUGUUUUCAUUGUUUUAAUGAUGGAAGCUAUUGGUGAUAUCACUGCAACCUCUGAUGUUUCUAGAUUAGAAGUCGAAGGUAAAUUGUACGAAUCAAGAAUUCAAGGUGGUGUCUUAGCUGAUGGUCUUAAUGGUAUGCUUGCUGGUUUAAUGACCAUGACCCCGGUUUCAACUUUUGCUCAAAACAAUGGUGUUAUUUCAAUUACAAAAUGUGCCAACAGAACCGCCGGUUACUGUUGUUGUUUCUUUUUAAUCGUCAUGGGUAUUUUCUCCAAAUUCGCUGCUGCUUUAGUCGCCAUUCCAAAAGCUGUUUUAGGUGGUAUGACAACUUUCCUUUUCACUUCUGUUGCUGUUUCUGGUUUCUGUAUUAUCGCCACUUGCCCAUUAUCCAGAAGAGACAGAUUCGUUUUAACCUGUUCCUUAGCUUUGGGUUUUGGUGCUACUUUGGUUGACACAUGGUUCUCUGGCGUCUUUACCUACUCCGGUGACAACAGAGGUUUAUCUGGUUUUCUUGAUGCCAUUCAAUUACUCUGCGAAACUGGUUAUGCCAUUUCUGGUAUUGUUGGUGUUGUAUUAAACUUAUUCAUUCCUCAAGAAAUUGAUGAUUCUGACCACAUUUCUGAAUUAGAAUUUGUUUUAUCUCACAACUCUUCUUCUCCAACUGAUUCUGCUGGUCCAGUUGAAGAAACAAAAAAAUCAGUUGAAGAGAAAUAA
Molecule: messenger RNA, 1704 nt
Organism: Ascoidea rubescens DSM 1968
Lineage: Eukaryota; Fungi; Ascomycota; Saccharomycetes; Ascoideales; Ascoideaceae
Product: nucleobase:cation symporter-2 family protein
Exons: 1
Coding region: 1-1704 (567 amino acids)
Biological process (GO): xanthine transport; transmembrane transport
Cellular component (GO): fungal-type vacuole; membrane
Molecular function (GO): xanthine transmembrane transporter activity
Source: RefSeq, a predicted model, not a curated record